Molecule: messenger RNA, 1870 nt
Organism: Phytophthora nicotianae INRA-310
Lineage: Eukaryota; Oomycota; Peronosporomycetes; Peronosporales; Peronosporaceae
Exons: 4
Coding region: 428-1423 (331 amino acids)
Molecular function (GO): nucleic acid binding; 3-dehydroquinate dehydratase activity; zinc ion binding
Source: RefSeq, a predicted model, not a curated record
CACACACACACACACACACAAAACUCAGCAACUUAACCAUACAUUCAAAGGUGCUCUUGCCUCACCAUUGUUAACGAGGAUAUCCACUGGCCCAAAGGCCUCCUCCGCCUUGUCCACGAGGUUUUGCAUCUACGAAGACGGUAUUCUUCAGUCUCUAGCCAUCCCCAUUCUUCUCAGUAUACCUAUAUCACCUGUUCGGGGCUCGUGACAUCCGCCAGGACGAUGAGAACAUUCCCACUCUGCCCAGUCUUCGCCUCGAUGUCCGCCUUGACAUUCUCCAGCGCCUCCAGUCGACGAGCACCGAUUGUCACCUUAGCUCCAGCGUUCACAAGCUCCAGCGCGAUAGCUAUGCAAAAUUACAUCAACGUAUAAAUAGUAAGCCAGCGCCAGCAAACCGAUAUCUACUGCAGUUCACAUACCGGCGCCAAUGCCUCCGGAUGCGCCGGUGACCACCGCGACCUUGCCACUCAGCUUCAUGCAACUCAUACCGGUAAUCACCGAUAUACCAGCAACCGCUCAAAAAGUGAGCAUGCGGUCGGCAAGGCUCGUCUUAGCCCUGACGGGCGCUGGUGGUCGCCGUGGCGCCCUCCCAUCGCGCUCCUUGCUGCUGCAGCCUCGUGCAUGGCGUUGUCUGUCCUCCACAGGAGCGAAAACGCCAUCCAAUCCGUUUGAGAUCGACCUGAACGUGCUCAAAACGCCCUCGUCGCCUACAGAGAAACUCACUCUGGACGAUGCCACGCGUGCGGCUACCUCACAGCAGACAGAGGCGCAACAUGAUAUCAAUCUCCUGCACGCUGAGAUGUCGACCCUCUUCGGGGAAGACGUGGCAGAGUACGGGGGCGACACGUCAUCGGCCAGUGUGGAAGAAGAUGUGACUGCUUUCAACAAAAGAACGAGGAUAAGAGAGCACGAGGAGGUGCCUAAGGAGAGAGGAGCUGUGCAGCCUCCGGUUACUAGAGCUGCUCAGAAGCCCAAGGUGGUGGAGGAGAUCUCAAGCACAGAUAGCAGUGUGGGUCAAUCGAUCAUGAGGGAUAAUGCACUGGUGAAUGUGCUGCUACUACAGGGCCCUUGCAGCUUCGUACGGGGAGUUUGGACUGGGGGAGAUAUAAAGAGGAAAGAGCUACAGCACCAGAUUCAAGCUCUAGCUGACGACCAGAAGAUUGUGGUCAAACACCGCGAGUAUGACUCGGAGAAAAUCAUCUUGCAUAUGCUGCUGGAAGCACGUGAAGACCAAGUGGUCGUGUUAUGCUGGAACAUUAGUUUAGCCAAGUCGCCGUUUGUGGUUCACGCUCUGGGGCUUAUUCAGUCCCGCGUCAUUAUCGUGAGUCCGAACAAUGUGGACCAUGGACCUUUGCCAGCGAGUGUUGUUGGUGUGCUGUCAGGUGCGUCAAGCCAAAGCCACGUUAACAACUUUGCCAAGUAAGAAUACCAACUGGUGAAUUCUGUCGUAGGCUUCUGGAAUCAGUCGAUAUCGCUGGCAUUGAGCGCCGCGGCCAAUCUUCUGGCAAAGCAGACUGAUUUUUCGAGUGCCAAGAAUUCGCAAAACUCUGCUGGUAUUGCAAGCUCGAAGAAAGGUGUUCUAAGCGCAAAAACGAAGAAGAAAGCCCUCACUUGCUAUUUGUGUGGAAAGGAGGGCCAUAUUCGAAGCAAGUGCCCCGAACUGCCUAGAAAUAAGGUGUAAAUGAUGACCUGGGAACUCUCAUGGAGAGAGAAGAGCUCUUGGCUGACCAACGCCCACCGCGGAAGUCGCCGACUUCAAGUCGGUAAAGCAACAUGCUUUCUCCCAACCAUACGUUGUUCAAAUUCAAUAGCCUAUUUCAACUUUCGUAGUUGUGGAGUUUUUUUUAAUUUUUUUUAAUUAUAUGAGAUA